This is a messenger RNA of Danio rerio (zebrafish), 1640 nucleotides long. RefSeq names its product protein phosphatase 2 catalytic subunit alpha b (gene ppp2cab). Gene Ontology annotation, molecular function: hydrolase activity; protein serine/threonine phosphatase activity. Gene Ontology annotation, cellular component: chromosome, centromeric region; spindle pole. Lineage: Eukaryota; Metazoa; Chordata; Actinopteri; Cypriniformes; Danionidae. The record is from RefSeq and is marked validated.
AAAGUGAACACAGGCUCAGGGCGGGACGGAAGGCCGCGGUGCGCUUCUCCUCCCGGGGAUCCUCUCCUUCAGUUCGGUUUACCGAGGCUACUCAGAUUCAUUCUCUCGGGAUCCAGGACACAUGUGCGCCUCACAGUGACCAGGUACACCGGGUGGACAUUCGCGGAGAGAAAUCAGCAGUCUACGUGAAGAAGAGCAACGUUAAAAACAGACAUGGAGGAAAAGGCGUUCGCGAAGGAGCUGGACCAGUGGAUCGAGCAGCUCAACGAGUGCAAACAGCUGUCAGAAACUCAAGUUAAAACCCUCUGUGAAAAGGCUAAAGAGAUCCUGACGAAGGAGUCGAAUGUGCAGGAGGUGCGGUGUCCGGUCACCGUGUGCGGAGAUGUUCACGGCCAGUUUCAUGACCUGAUGGAGCUCUUCAGAAUCGGAGGAAAGUCUCCAGACACAAACUACCUGUUCAUGGGAGAUUAUGUGGACCGAGGCUAUUACUCUGUGGAAACCGUCUCGCUGCUCGUCGCUCUCAAAGUCAGAUACCGUGAACGUGUCACAAUACUCAGAGGAAACCACGAAAGCAGGCAGAUCACACAAGUGUACGGCUUUUAUGACGAGUGCUUACGGAAAUACGGCAAUGCAAACGUGUGGAAAUUCUUCACAGACCUCUUCGAUUACCUUCCCCUCACUGCCCUGGUAGAUGGACAGAUAUUCUGUCUUCAUGGAGGAUUGUCGCCGUCCAUAGACACUCUGGAUCACAUCCGAGCGCUGGAUCGUUUGCAGGAAGUUCCUCAUGAGGGCCCCAUGUGUGAUUUACUGUGGUCAGACCCGGAUGACCGCGGCGGAUGGGGCAUUUCUCCUCGAGGUGCGGGAUACACCUUUGGCCAGGAUAUUUCUGAGACUUUCAACCAUGCCAACGGCCUGACGCUGGUGUCCAGAGCUCAUCAGCUGGUGAUGGAGGGUUACAACUGGUGCCAUGAUCGUAAUGUGGUGACAAUCUUCAGCGCGCCGAACUACUGCUACCGCUGCGGCAAUCAGGCGGCCAUCAUGGAGCUGGACGACACGCUCAAGUACUCUUUCCUGCAGUUUGACCCAGCACCGCGGAGAGGAGAGCCGCACGUCACCCGCCGCACACCUGACUACUUCCUGUGAACCCGCUGCAGCGCAGCGCACCGAUAUAACCUGCCUUCAGUCUGAAAUAACAUGAGGAGAAGAACAGCAGCGCUGAACCGAGAACUGAUGCAGUCGGACCAAAAGGUGUGAGUGAGUGAGUGAGUGAGUGAGUGAGUGAGUGAGUGAGUGAGUGAGUGAGUAUGCACCUGUGUGUUUGUGCCAUAUAUCUAUAUCAGCUGCAGAUCCUCCAUCAGCCCCUCUGCGCUCCUCCUUGAGUCUCUCUGCGUUUCACCUCCAGCAGCACGGAAGCGAACUCUCCUCAGCUUUACUGGUGUUUCCCUCAGUUCUCCCCGUGUAUUGAGGGAGGAAUGAGAUUAGAUGCUUUUCUAUCCCAGGAUAAUCUGAAACCGUGUGUGUGUGCGCGUGUGUGUGUGUGUGUGUGUGUGUGUGUGUCAGACUAUGAGCUUGCCGUCGCUUUAUGUGAUGGGGUGUGUGUAUGAGGGUACAGAUAAAGAAUAAAGAUGAUCUCGCUCCUG